AUGUUCGAUUCCUCUGACUCUCGCCGGGGUGCUUCUCAACCGGCGGCCCCGGAGCGACGCAAGUUCCCCUCGUCGUCCGUCUCCGCCUUCCUACUCCCUUCCACUUCACCUUCAUCUCAGUCCUCCCUCCCUUCUGCUGCCUUCUCUGCUCUUCGUUCCUUCAAGUCCGCGAGCUCUUUUUCCUCCUCUUCGACUGGCUCGUCGCGCACCGCGAGCCCGUUCGCCCCUGCGGCGGCCUCAGGCGUACAGACACUUAACAUCGGGGACUACGCGUCUGUCGCGUCGCGGCAUUACUCGAUUUCCUCACCUUCUCUUUGGGCGACUGGAGUAGCUGAGAACACGAAGACGUCUGCAAGCGACGGAGGCUUGCAGAAGGCAGGCUGGGGCUACGCGGAAAAGCGCGCCGCCGGCAGCCUCCGCAGGCACUCGACGCUCUUUUACCGCGUCAAGCUUCAGGGGCCAGACGGCGCAACGAAAGAGAUCGAGUGCGCAGAAGACGAAUACAUUCUUGACGCAGCAGAGGCCGCAGGCGUCGAACUCCCUUACUCCUGCCGGGGCGGCUCCUGCAGCACCUGCGCAGGCAAGCUCCUGAAGGGCUCGGUCGACGGCAGCGAGCAGGUGUAUCUCGAUGAGAACCAGCAGAAGAAAGGCUACGUGUUGUUGUGCACCGCAUACCCCAAGGAGGACUGCACGGUCGUGACGCACCAGGAGGACGCCCUCCACAACGAAACCGACGACGACGGCCAAGACUCCUCCUCUGACGGAGACGCCUGA
This is a messenger RNA of Besnoitia besnoiti, 774 nucleotides long. RefSeq names its product ferodoxin FD. The coding region runs from base 1 to 774 and encodes 257 amino acids. Lineage: Eukaryota; Apicomplexa; Conoidasida; Eucoccidiorida; Sarcocystidae. Gene Ontology annotation, molecular function: 2 iron, 2 sulfur cluster binding; electron transfer activity. Gene Ontology annotation, biological process: electron transport chain. The transcript is spliced from 3 exons. The record is from RefSeq and is a predicted model, not a curated record.